CAGACCUCAGAUCCGCACGGCGGGCACCACGCACCGACGGCGCCGCGUGACCGAUCCCACUCCCGAGCGCUCCGCCAUGCAUUCCCCGCUGCGGGCCGCGCUCCUGCUCCUCGGCCUGCUGCUCGGCCCCGCCGCCGCCCGGGCCCCGCGCCCGUUCAGCGGCUUCUCCUGGGAUAACUGUGACGGGGGGAAGGACCCCGCCGUGGUCAGGAGCCUGACUCUGGAGCCCGACCCCAUCGCCGUGCCCGGGAACGUGACCAUCAGCGUGGACACCAAGACCGCAGUGGCCCUCAGCAGCCCACUGAAGCUGGAGCUGACCGUGGAGAAGGAGGUGGCCGGCUUCUGGGUGAAGAUCCCAUGUGUGGAGCAGCUGGGCAGCUGCACCUACGAGGACGUGUGCAACACGCUGGCCAUGCUCGUGCCCCCCGGGCAGCCAUGCCCUGAGCCACUGCGCACCUACGGGCUGCCCUGCCACUGCCCCGUGAAAGCCGGCACCUACACGCUGCCCCGGAGCGACUUCCCGCUGCCCGACCUGGAGCUGCCCGGCUGGCUCAGCAACGGCCACUACCGCGUGCAGGGCGCACUGAGCCGCGAUGGCCAGCGGCUGGGCUGCCUCAAGCUGGCCGCCGCCCUGAAGGGCCGCUGAGGGGCUGGUCAGGCGCACGGGGGGCUCGGCCCUGGCCCUCGGCGUCGCCCUGCUGCCCCCACUGACCUCCCAAGCC
Messenger RNA from Sorex fumeus (smoky shrew), 722 nucleotides. RefSeq names its product ganglioside GM2 activator (gene GM2A). The transcript has 4 exons. Gene Ontology annotation, molecular function: enzyme activator activity; lipid carrier activity. Gene Ontology annotation, cellular component: cytoplasmic side of plasma membrane. The record is from RefSeq and is a predicted model, not a curated record. The coding region runs from base 77 to 646 and encodes 189 amino acids. Gene Ontology annotation, biological process: ganglioside catabolic process; lipid transport. NCBI's taxonomy places the organism in Eukaryota, Metazoa, Chordata, Mammalia, Eulipotyphla, Soricidae.